Molecule: messenger RNA, 8517 nt
Organism: Plasmodium malariae
Lineage: Eukaryota; Apicomplexa; Aconoidasida; Haemosporida; Plasmodiidae
Product: steryl ester hydrolase, putative
Exons: 6
Coding region: 1-8517 (2838 amino acids)
Biological process (GO): lipid metabolic process
Source: RefSeq, a predicted model, not a curated record
AUGUGGAAGCUUCCAUUGAAUAAUAUGUCCGAGGCAUUGGGGAAUAUAUCCCCACCUAGUCAAGAUGUUAGUACAUUAUUGCCUUAUAAUAAUUUUGAUUUAAUGAGAAAUGAAAAUAAUAAUCAUAGUAAUAACAACUCAGGGGAUGAAGAUUCAAGUGAUGGUGAAAAUAGUAGUGUACGUAUUAAAAAUAUGGAUCCAAUGGAAAAGUUAUUGUAUGACUUAACAAAUGGAAAAAUGAAAGCAGAAAAACAUUAUGUAUAUACAAGUGAUGGAUAUAAACUAAAUUUAUACCAUAUUGUGGAUGCAAAUAAAGAUAACAAUAAGAAUAAUAAUGCUGGUAAAAUAGAAAAAAAAAAAGAAGUGUUUUGUUUAAAUCAUGGACUUUUCGAAUCCUCAAUGAAUUAUGCAUGCAAAGGGUAUAGAUCUUUAGCUUUUCAAAUUUUUGCAAAAAAUUACGAUGUAUGGAUUUGUAAUAAUAGGGGAAAUAAUUUUUCAAAGUUUGUAGGAAAAGAAAAAGCUUUAAAAAAAUUGUUAGAAAGAUAUACCACGGAAGGUUUAAAAGAUAUAGGUGUUGAAUUAGAAGAAAAUGAGGAUAAACAAUCUGAUCAUAAUAAUACUAGUAAAAAAAAAGAAAUUUUGUGUUUAGAGGAUAUUAAAAAAGGUGAAGAGAUAAAUAUUGAAGAUGAUAAAAAUAAAAUUUUUCAUCAAUGUCAAAAAAAAGAUGAAGAGUCAGAUUUAAUUGAGAAGUCGUUACCCAACACGGAUAUAAUUUUGACUCGUAAGUAUAAGGUAUUGAACUCGUCAGAACAGCCAACAAAAGUUGAACAAGAACAGAUGACGAAUAAUUCUGAACAUGUUCAUGUUUUACCGGAAGAUAAAGAAGAGCAUGGAAAGCAAACAUCAAAUAAUAAUAAUAAUAAUAAUAAUAAUAAUAAUAAUAAUAAUAAUAAUAAUAAUAAUAAUAAUAAUAAUAAUAAUAAUAAUAAUAAUAAUAAUAAUAAUAAUAAUAAUAAUAAUAAUAAUAAUAAUAAUAAUAAUAAUAAUAAUAAUAAUAAUAAUAAUAAUAAUAAUAAUAAUAAUAAUAAUAAUAAUAACAAUAACAAUAACAAUAAUAAUAAGAAGAAGAAUGAUAAGGAGAAUGAUAAGGAGAAUGAUAAAAAGAAAAAAGACAAAAAAAAAGACAAAAAGGACGGUGGUACAGGUAAUUAUCCUAGUAAUUCUAAGAACGGAAAUUCCACUUCUAAGGGAGGUCUGAAAGUUACCGCCGUAUCUGGGUCCGAUUCGAAAAAUGAUAAAGAUGAAGAAGAUGAUUUAGAUGAUGACAAUGAUCCUUGGAAAUUUCCUAAUUUAAUGGAUAAAUUAAGAUUCCAAGAUUUAUUUAAUCAAAGGCGUGGUACGGGUUCAUUCCCUCCCAAGGUUAUGGAAGAGGGUGAGAAUGAUCUUGAUCGCUUAGUACAGGAAGAUUUAAAAGAUAGCACAAAUGAAUAUGAUGACAGGAAGGACUUUGAUAAAGAUGAUGACGAAGAUGAAGAAGAUGAUGUUUGUGCAUUAGACGACGGUAAUAAAGAUGGAAAAGAUAAGAAAGACGAUAAAGAUGGAAAAGAUAAGAAAGACGAUAAAGAUGGAAAAGAUAAGAAAGAUGAUAAAGAUGGAAAAGAUAAGAAAGAUGAUAAAGAAGAUAAAGAUGGAAAAGAUAAGAAAGAUGAUAAAGAUGGAAAAGAUAAGAAAGAUGAUAAAGAUGGAAAAGAUAAGAAAGAUGAUAAAGAUGGAAAAGAUAAGAAAGAUGAUAAAGAUGGAAAAGAUAAGAAAGACGAUAAAGAUGGAAAAGAUAAGAAAGACGAUAAAGAUGGAAAAGAUAAGAAAGACGAUAAAGAUGGAAAGGACAAGAAAGACGAUAAAGAUGGAAAAGAUAAGAAAGAUAACAAAGACGAUAAAGAUGGCAAAGGCGACAAAGAUGAUGAUGAAGAUGAUGAAGAUGAUGAUGAAGAUGAUUUGGAGGAUACCACAAAUAAUUGGGAUAACAAUGAAGAUAGCGUGAAUUAUAGGUUUUACUGGGGUAAUGAUGGUGAUACGGAUGACAAAUACUGUAAGCGUAUAAAAGAAGGCGAAAAUGACAAGGAUGACGAAGAUAACGAGGAUGACGAAGAUAACGAGGAUGACGAAAAGGAAAAAGAUGACGAAAAGGAAAAAGAGAGAAAUGAAAACGAGGAGUCAGUUAUGUUGAGUGAGUGGUAUCGCAGUAUUGAUGAUGAUGGCAAAGAUAAAACCACCUCUAAGGAAAAAUUUGAUAAUUUUAUGGAUAAAAUAAAAAUUGAGGAUUUGUUCAAUCGUAAUCGUGGUAGGGGUUCAUUUCCUCUUGCGCAAAUGGAAGAAGGUGAAAGUGAUCUCGACCGCUUAGUACAGGAAGAUUUAAAAGAUAGCACAAAUGAAUAUGAUGACAGGAAGGACUUUGAUAAAGAUGAUGACGAAGAUGAAGAAGAUGAUGUUUGUGCAUUAGACGACGGUAAUAAAGAUGGAAAAGAUAAGAAAGAUGAUAAAGAUGGAAAAGAUAAGAAAGAUGAUAAAGAUGGAAAAGAUAAGAAAGAUGAUAAAGAUGGAAAAGAUAAGAAGAAGGACAAGAAAGACGAUAAAGAUGGAAAGGACAAGAAAGACGAUAAAGAUGGAAAAGAUAAGAAAGACGAUAAAGAUGGAAAGGAUAAGAAAGAUGAUAAAGAUGGAAAAGAUAAGAAAGAAGAUAAAGAUGGAAAAGAUAAGAAAGAUGGCAAAGGCGACAAAGAAGAUGAUGAAGAUGAUGUAGAUGAUGUAGAUGAUGAAGAUGAUGAUGAUUUGGAGGAUACCACAAAUAACUGGGAUAAUUUAUAUGACUUUGGAGAAGAAUCGUGGGAUAACAAGGACAAGAAAGACGAUAAAGAUGACAAAGACGAUAAAGAUGACAAAGACGAUAAAGAUGACAAAGACGAUAAAGAUGGAAAAGAUAAGAAAGACGAUAAAGAUGGAAAAGAUAAGAAAGACGAUAAAGAUGGAAAAGAUAAGAAAGACGAUAAAGAUGGAAAGGACAAAAAAGACGAUAAAGAUGGAAAGGACAAGAAAGACGAUAAAGAUGGAAAGGACGAAGAAAAGAUAAGAAAGACGAUAAGGAUGGAAAAGAUAAGAAAGACGAUAAGGAUGGAAAAGAUAAGAAAGACGAUAAGGAUGGAAAAGAUAAGAAAGACGAUAAGGAUGGAAAAGAUAAGAAAGACGAUAAGGAUGGAAAAGAUAAGAAAGACGAUAAAGAUGGAAAAGAUAAGAAAGACGAUAAAGAUGGAAAAGAUAAGAAAGACGAUAAAGAUGGAAAGGAUAAGAAAGACGAUAAGGAUGGAAAAGAUAAGAAAGACGAUAAGGAUGGAAAAGAUAAGAAAGACGAUAAGGAUGGAAAAGAUAAGAAAGACGAUAAAGAUGGAAAAGAUAAGAAAGACGAUAAAGAUGGAAAGGACAAGAAAGACGAUAAAGAUGACGAUAAAGAUGGAAAGGAUAAGAAAGACGAUAAAGAUGGAAAAGAUAAGAAAACCGGUAAAGAUGGAACAGGUAAGGAGGCCCAGAAAAGAGAGCGCGACAGCGGUCUUGGUUGGUGGUGGUAUAGGAGCUGCUGCGUUAGGUGGUUUAGCUGGUAUUAUAGCUGGUGGGGCUGGUGCAGCUGGUGCAGCUGGUGCAGCUGGUGGAGCUGGUGCAGCUGGUGGGGCUGGUGCAGCUGGUGCAGCUGGUGGUAUUGGUGAAGCUCUAUAUGAUGCCGUAGCCGGCGGUGGUAGUUCAUCUGGAUAUGAAGCCUUAGGCGGCGGUAAUGGAUCUAUUUAUGAAACCAUAGGUGGUGGUGGUCAAGGGACAUAUGAAGACGUAGGCUUAAGUGGUAGUGGUACAUAUGAUGACGUAAGUUUCGGUGGCAGCAGUGGAGGUUCAUAUGAAACACCAGGCCCAACUGAGCAUAUAUAUGAAACCAUAGGCGGUGGUGGUGAAGGUGCAUAUGAAACUCCAGGUCCAACUGAACAUAUAUAUGAAACCAUAGGCGGUGGUGGUGAAGGUGCGUAUGAAACUCCAGGCCCAACUGAACAUAUAUAUGAAACCAUAGGCGGUGGUGGUGAAGGUGCAUAUGAAACUCCAGGCCCAACUGAACAUAUAUAUGAAACCAUAGGCGGUGGUGGCGAAGGUGCAUAUGAAACUCCAGGCCCAACUGAACAUAUAUAUGAAACCAUAGGCGGUGGUGGCGAAGGUGCAUAUGAAACUCCAGGCCCAACUGAACAUAUAUAUGAAACCAUAGGCGGUGGUGGCGAAGGUGCAUAUGAAACUCCAGGCCCAACUGAACAUAUAUAUGAAACCAUAGGCGGUGGUGGCGAAGGUGCAUAUGAAACUCCAGGCCCAACUGAACAUAUAUAUGAAACCAUAGGCGGUGGUGGCGAAGGUGCAUAUGAAACUCCAGGCCCAACUGAACAUAUAUAUGAAACCAUAGGCGGUGGUGGUGGAGGUGCUGAUGGAGGUGCUGGUGGUGGUGCAGGUGCAGGUGCAGGUGGAGGUGCUGGUGCUGGUGCUGGUGGUGGUGCAGGUGCAGGUGGAGGUGCAGGUGGUGCUGCUGGUGCUGCUGGUGCUGCUGGUGCUUCAGGUGCUGCUGGUGCUGCUGCAGGUGCUUCAGGUGCUUCAGGUGCAAGUGGUAGAAAUGUUUCUGACAAAACUACAGACAAGAAAGGUGAAGGAAAACGCAAAAAACACAAAAGACGCCAUGAUGAAAAUAAAGCUAAGAAGGACUUUGAUAAUUUUAUGGAUAAAAUAAAAAUUGAGGAUUUGUUCAAUCGUAAUCGUGGUAGGGGUUCAUUCCCUCUUGAACAAUUGGCAGAAGGUGAAAGUGAUCUCGACCGCUUAGUACAGGAAGAUUUAAAAGAUAGCACAAAUGAAUAUGAUGACAGGAAGGACUUUGAUAAAGAUGAUGAGGAAGAUGAAGACGAUGAAGUUUGUAAAAGAGAAAGUGAUAGUGAUAGCGAUGAAGACGAUGACGAAGAUAAGGAAGAUGACGAAGAUGACAAAAAACCUAAGAAAAAAAAGAAAGAUGAAGAUGAUUUAGAAGAUACUUCAAAUAACUGGGAUAACACGGCAGAUAAAGAUUAUGAUGAGGAGGAAUGGGGGGGAGAAGAUGACGAAGAUAACGAUAAUGGCGACGAUGGAGACGAUGACGAUGAUGGGAAAGAUAAAAAAGAUGAGAAAGAUAAAAAAGGUGAGAAAGAUAAAAAAGAUGAGAAAGAUAAAAAAGAUGAGAAAGAUAAAAAAGAUGAGAAAGAUAAAAAAGAUGAGAAAGAUAAAAAAGAUGAGAAAGAUAAAAAUGAUGACGAAAAUGACAAAAAACGCAAAGAUAAAAAGAAAGCUAAGAAGGACUUUGAUAAUUUUAUGGAUAAAAUAAAAAUUGAGGAUUUGUUCAAUCGUAAUCGUGGUAGGGGUUCAUUCCCUCUUGAACAAUUGGCAGAAGGUGAAAGUGAUCUCGACCGCUUAGUACAGGAAGAUUUAAAAGAUAGCACAAAUGAAUAUGAUGACAGGAAGGACUUUGAUAAAGAUGAUGAGGAAGAUGAAGACGAUGAAGUUUGUAAACGUGAGGAAGAUGAAGAAAAAAAAAAGAAAAAGAAAGAGCAAGAAGAAGAAGAAGAAGAAGAAAAGAGAGAAGGCAAAAAACGUAAGAAAAAAGAUGAUGAUGACAUAGAUGAAGAUGAAUUAGAAGAUAGUUCAAAUAAUUGGGAUAAUGUGAAUGAAGAUGACGGGGAUGAAUGGAAUAAGCAGGAUGACGGCGAAAAGGACGAUGAUGAAGAUGCCGAUAAUUUUCAGGAUUUAAGAAACUUAUUGACUAGUUUUAAUGUUACAGAUAUGUUUAGUAAUGGACGUGAUAGGGGGAAUUUAUUUCCUAGACGAAAAAAAGAUACAGAUGACAAAAUCGAUAAAGAUUAUAAAGACGGUAAAGAUAAGAAAGACGAUAAAGACGGUAAAGAUAAGAAAGACGAUAAAGACGGUAAAGAUAAGAAAGACGAUAAAGACAGUAAAGAUAAGAAUGAUAUAAAAAAAGAUAAAUAUGAUAGAAGACCUCAUAAACCUAAAGACCCUAAAAAGUUCCCUGAAGGUGCGAAUUUUGAAAAUUUUAUGGAUAAAAUAAAAAUUGAGGAUUUGUUCGAUCGUAAUCGUGGUAGGGGUUCAUUCCCUCUUGAACAAUUGGCAGAAGGUGAAAAUGAUCUUGACCGCUUAGUACAGGAAGAUUUAAAAGAUAGCACAAAUGAAUAUGAUGACAGGAAGGACUAUGAUAAAGAUGAUGACGAAGAUGAAGAUGAUGAUGUUUGUAGAAGAGAGGAUGAUGAAGAAGAAGAAGAAGAAUUAGAAGAAACUGAUUUAAAGGAUAAUACGAAUGAAUGGGAUUACAACAAAGAAGGAGAUUACGAUAAUGGUCAGGAAGAUUGGGAGAAAGGGGGUGACAAAGAUAACGAUAAUGGCGAAGAUGGAGACGAUGACGACGAUGACGAUAAUGAGAAAGAUAAAAAAGGUGAGAAAGAUAAAAAAGAUGAGAAAGAUAAAAAAGAUGAGAAAGAUAAAAAAGAUGAGAAAGAUAAAAAAGGUGAGAAAGAUAAAAAAGAUAAGAAAGAUAAAAAUGAUGAGAAAGAUAAAAAUGAUGACGAAAAUGACAAAAAACGCAAAGAUAAAAAGAAAGCUAAGAAGGACUUUGAUAAUUUUAUGGAUAAAAUAAAAAUUGAGGAUUUGUUCAAUCGUAAUCGUGGUAGGGGUUCAUUCCCUCUUGAACAAUUGGCAGAAGGUGAAAGUGAUCUCGACCGCUUAGUACAGGAAGAUUUAAAAGAUAGCACAAAUGAAUAUGAUGACAGGAAGGACUUUGAUAAAGAUGAUGAGGAAGAUGAAGACGAUGAAGUUUGUAAACGUGAGGAAGAUGAAGAAAAAAAAAAGAAAAAGAAAGAGCAAGAAGAAGAAGAAGAUGAAAAGAGAGAAGGCAAAAAACGUAAGAAAAAAGAUGAUGAUGACAUAGAUGAAGAUGAAUUAGAAGAUAGUUCAAAUAAUUGGGAUUACGAAGAGGAAGGUGAUUAUGGUCAUAAUGAGUGGCGUAAGGAGGAUGAAAAAAAUGAAGAUAAAAUUAAUUUUCCGGAUUUUCAGAAUUUAAUGGAAAGCUUAAAUUUAGAAGAUUUAGUAAACGUUCAAAAUUCUGGGGUAGGUGGUUUAUUUUCUAACAUGCAAAAUGAUAAACACAAUAAAGAUGGAAAAGAUGGAAAAGAUGGCAAAGAUGGAAAAGAUGGAAAAGAUGGCAAAGAUGGAAAAGAUGGCAAAGAUGGAAAAGAUGGCAAAGAUGGCAAAGAUGGAAAAGAUGGAAAAGAUGGCAAAGGUGGUAGUGGUGGUGGUGGUGGUGGUGCUAGUGGAGGUAGUGGUGGUAGAGGUGGCAGUGGUGCUAGUGGAGGUAGCGGUGGUAGAGGUGACAGUGGAGGUAGAGGUGGCAGUGGAGGUAGUGGUGGUAAAGGUGGUAGUAGUGGAAACCGUCGUACCGGUUUUAAUUCGGGGAGAUAUAGCGUCAUACAGCAAAAUGUUGGUCAUGUAGGUAAUGAUGGAGAAGAUGAUAAACAGCACAAAGUUGUUGACACUGUGGGGGUAAACAAGGUGAAGAAUAAGUUGUUGCAAAAUAUCAAAAGAGAGAAGGAGGAGUUCCUAAGGGAAAAAAAGAAGAGUAGUAUAAAAUUGGAAGGAAAGAAUAUAGAAGACUCAUGGACAUUUGAAGAUAUGGGAAGUAAAGAUUUACCUGCAAUAAUAAAAUACAUAAGAGAAGAAACACAAAAAGACAAAAUAAUAUAUGUAGGAUUCUCUCAAGGUAGUAUACAGCUUUUAAUUAGUUCAUGUUUGAAUCCUUAUGUAAAUGAUAGUAUUAAGAGAUCAUAUUUAUUGUCACUUCCAAUUAUAUUAAGAGAAAAACGUAAUUUAAUAAAGCCAAUUAGAUUGUCAUUACCUUCAAUAUAUAGACAUUAUAAAUCAAUUUUAAAGUUAAGAGAAUGUAUGCAAAAAUCACUUCCAAAUAAAGUAAGUUCAUAUUUAAUACCCAAAACCGCUCAUCUUAUUACACAGAGAAUGUUUAAGUAUUAUAAUGGAUCAUUAAAUGAUGAAGAAAAAAGAAGAUACUUUAGUAAUACUCCCAGUGGUACUACAUCAAAAGCAAACUUAAAGAAAUGGUUUUCGGGAUUUAAUAAUGGACCUGUUACAGAUAUAAUUGACAAACACGCAGAUAAAUGUACAUUCCCAAUUACACUUAUAUAUGGAGAUAAGGAUACAAUUGUAGACCCUCAGAAUUCUAUUGAGUAUAUGAAAAAGAAAUUCCCCCAUAAUAAUAUACAAAUAAUUAGAAAAAAACAUUGGUCACACUUAGAUCCUGUAUGGACAGACGAUGAUAAUGUUGUCAUCUCUAGCAUUCUGAAAGACUUAAGGAAUGAUGAAGGCGGAGGAGGAAGACGUGGGGUGCUGGUAGGUGCGUAA